Molecule: messenger RNA, 975 nt
Organism: Lingula anatina
Lineage: Eukaryota; Metazoa; Brachiopoda; Lingulata; Lingulida; Lingulidae
Product: ganglioside GM2 activator
Biological process (GO): lipid transport; ganglioside catabolic process
Cellular component (GO): cytoplasmic side of plasma membrane
Molecular function (GO): lipid carrier activity; enzyme activator activity
Source: RefSeq, a predicted model, not a curated record
ACAUACUUACAUGUAAGGUGAUAAUCCACGAUAACUCCCCAGUCCCAAGAAAAAGUUCAACAAGAUGGCUGUCGAAGUUGCGAGAUGUGUGCUUGGCUGUCUCUUUCUGUUUCAUUUGGCGACUGCCUAUGAACAGCUAGUGGUUUCUGACUGCUCUAAAAAUGCGAACCAUCCUUUGAAGUUGGUAAAUGUGGACUUCAGUCCGAUGCCAAUAAGUAUGCCAGGCACGAUGAGAGUGUCCUUCAAUGCUAAGGCGUUAAGAGACCUCACCUCCUCUAAAAUAAGCCUUUCAAUAUACCGGGAAACCUGGCUUAUGAACAUCCCUGUACCGUGUAUUAGGAAUAUCGGUUCUUGCGACUAUGACGACUCGUGUGUCGUUUUGGAACAAAUGAUAGAAGAAGACUGGCUGGGCAUUAGUAAAAUGAUGGGUCAACAGAUAAAGAAAAUGGUAGAAGACGCAGGAAAGUCAACUGCCUGUCCGUUGCGUGCCACAGAUAUAGAAGUUCGCGACUUUGAGUUUCGUCUUCCACAUAUUCCAAAGCCAUUGCUUUUCUUGGCAGGGGGCGACUACAAAGUGCGCGUGAUUGUCACCGAGAAUGCAAGUGGCGAGGAACUGAUGUGCACCGAUUUGAAAAUGUCGCUAAAUUGAUCCCAACAGCAGCAGAUUUCCGAUUGACCAAGGCAGUGCGUGCAUGCUUUGUUCAAUUUGAAUGUAACCACACUGCUCCCGAACACUUUGUUAUCUUCACCGUGUAUAUUUAGUGAUCCAAAGUGAUUUGUCAAUUAGAACUAUUUUUUUUUAUUUAAAAGUCAAUUUCUUUUUGCAUUUGUGAUUAAAACAAGGACGAUAACACUUGUUUGGAGACUUAAUUUGGGAGACAAGGAAUAACAGCUUCAAUUCGGGACUCGGAUGUGAACCAAAAUUUGUUUCUGAGAGAUUUACCAUUAUGAAAUAAAACUGAUCGCCAAAACAAA